Staurois parvus is the source of this 870-nucleotide messenger RNA. NCBI's taxonomy places the organism in Eukaryota, Metazoa, Chordata, Amphibia, Anura, Ranidae. The record is from the annotation of a GenBank genome assembly.
AUGCCCACAACUGGCAUAAGCAAGACUCCAAUUCAGCUACUACAUGAAUUUGGAACGAAGACCAACAACCUUCCCGUCUACACUUUGGAGAAGGCUGAAGGACAAGCCCACAAUCCUAGUUUCUCUUUCCGUGUUACUAUUGGUGAAAUAUCAUGCUCAGGGGAUGGCCCUAGCAAGAAGAUUGCAAAACAUAAAGCUGCAGAAUCCGCUUUGAACAUAUUAAGAGGAGAUGCCACUCUAAACUUGCCUAUGACAGAACCCAUUACACGUGAUGUAUCCAAGCAAACUGCUACUCAAGCUCAAGAAAAUCCUAUUGGUUCACUUCAGGAGCUUUCUGUACAAAAAGGAUGGAGACUGCCUGAGUAUUUUGUAUCGCAGGAAGCAGGACCGGCUCAUAAGAGGGAGUUCACCUUGUCCUGUAGAGUGGAAACUUUUGUAGAAACUGGUUCAGGCACAUCAAAGAAAGUGGCUAAGAGGAUAGCAGCAGAGAAGUUAUUGGCUAAACUGCGAAGCAUUCCCACUGAUAAUCUCAAUAUCUCAUUGGGGAUUGUAAAUAACACUGGUUGUACCUGGGACAAGCUGAAGAAUUCACCUGGAGAAAAAAUAAACAUGCUGAAAAGAAGCCCACUAAGUAUUCCUAACACAGAUUAUGUGAAGAUGUUGACAGAGGUGGCAGAAGAGCAAGACAUCCGUGUGUCCUACUUGGAUAUUGAGGAACUUAGUGUCAAUGGACAGUUCCAGUGUCUUGCAGAGCUCUCCACCAGUCCAGUCACUGUAUGCCAUGGAACAGGUCUUUCUUGUGGCAACGCUCACAAUGAUGCUGCCCAUAAUGCUUUACAAUAUCUCAGAAUCAUGGCGGGAAGAAAAUGA